Aspergillus fumigatus Af293 is the source of this 531-nucleotide messenger RNA. RefSeq lists its product as uncharacterized. The transcript has 2 exons. Bases 1 to 531 code for a protein of 176 amino acids. Lineage: Eukaryota; Fungi; Ascomycota; Eurotiomycetes; Eurotiales; Aspergillaceae. The record is from RefSeq and is a predicted model, not a curated record.
AUGAGCGUUCGCCGGUGGUCCUAUAUCGCGAAUAGCAGGGUACGCAGACGCGCGCACCCGCUGCUCAUGGUAUGUGUGGAUGCGGUCGAGGGCUGUCUUGAAGUCGUCGAGGAUGACGGUGUUGCAGAGGCAUUGGAAGAUGAAGGAGAGCUAGGGCGCGAGGGAUGCUGCGGCGCUGCGAAUUACACCAAUGACACUGCAUGUGUCGAUAAUGAUGAACAAGGUCGAGACACACAUCGCAGCCAGCAUGAUGCCGAAUCGCGGGCUGACGGUGACCAGCUCGACGAUGCCGAAGCUGUACCCGCGUUUGAUGGUGUAGAACAGAGAGCAGGUUGUGAAUAUCCACCACGGGUCACUUUGAUGCGAUUAGCACAGUGCUCCGUCCUUCUCGGUCGUCCGAUCCUCAAAACUACAGGAAUUGGGACAGGAACUGCAGGACUCGGUGUCAUAACGAACCGGAAGAACGGUUCCAUUGGCCGCGUCACCUCGAAUACGCGGUUGAUAUUGUUGAAAUAUGCAAAGUUGGCAUAG